AUGUCAAAAAUGAAGGGAAGCGAUGGUAUGCACGUAGGAAUGCCCGGCAAUAUGAUGGCCGGCGGUCACGGCGGGCCCCAACACUUCGACUUCGACCCCAAUAUGAGCAUCAAUGAGAUCCAGUUCGGAGACUAUACCUCCCAAAUGAUCCAUUCGAUCGAUUCACCGGGAAUUGUUGACUACAACAGCCCUUAUCAGCGGUCGAACCAACAGACGGGCCAAAUGCCGGCUGCAAUGCUCGCCUCUCACGCCCAACAAUUCAAUUUAGCUCAACAACAAAGUCAAGGGAUGCCUCCGCACACCAACCCAGGGAUGGGCGGUCCGAACGGUGCGGGCAAUAAUCCAUUUCCGCCACAAACGCCAUACUACGGCACCGACCCGUUCUCGGCAUCGAUGGGACACAUAAUACCCGCGGGUCCGCCGCCGGCGAUGUUGGCUCAAUACUACGGAAUGCCUCCGUGGGGAAUGUAUCCGGGAAUGAUUCAGUCGAACCAAGUGCAGAGCGGUUCCACCGCACCUCAUAUACAACAACAGCAACAGAUGAUGAGUCGAAGCAACGGCACGCGACCGCUCACACCUCAGGGUCCCAGUGAUAACUCCGGGACUCCACAAGCCAUGCAAGCGGGUCAGUACCAAAUGGUUCCGCACGGAUAUUACGAUCAAAACGGCUCUAUAAUGAUGGGCAACACCGGCGCCAGAGGUAUGAAUCCGGCGGCGAUGCGAAUAAUGCCCCAAAUGAUUGUCAAUCAGUCCGGAAGUAAUAAUAUACGAAUGAUGCCAAACGCAGGACAAACACCGCAACAACACUCCGGCCCUCCAAACGCAUUGUUCUCGUCAAACGGCUCUAACGGACCCAAUAAUGGUCUGUACUCUUCGGCCACAAACUCUCAGAUUCCAUAUCCAGCGUCUGUUUCGUCUUCAGGAGUUCCCAACUUUUCCAACUCAUCGAACGGCAAUCAAAUGGGUUUCAAUCCAAACAUGAGUCGUAAUCAAGUGCAGGGCUACGGCAACAGUGCUUUGGGACCCAUCGGGGCCUCCAUUGCGUCGGGAAUGGGUUUGGGUGGAAGUGGUUCCCCCAGAAGAGAGUCGUUUGACGGCAGACGUGAUGGCGGUCUGAGCGGAAUGUUUCCCAACAGUCUUGACGGCCAGUUCUCUCGUCACAUGGGAUCGAAUCCCAAAAAUGGACAGUUCUAUGGCAUCGCAUCGCCCGGUCCUAUAGGAAUGUUACCAUCGGCUCAAAGUCUCACUCCUCCCCCUUCUCUCGACGGCUCAAACAGUAGUUUAAAUGUCAAUGCGUUCGGCAAUCGUAUGUCUGCCGCUCCCGGAGCUGAAGCCAAGUAUAUGAUGAGAAACGGACAGAUGAGUGGCGGUGUGUUUGGCUCUUCCAACUCCUCAUUUAAUAGUCGAAUGUUAACCCGAAACUCUUCAUUAGAGAAGUCGAGCGGAAGGAGUCGUUUGUUAGAAGAUUUCCGUAACAAUCGGUACCCAAACCUACAAUUGCGUGAUUUGGCGGAACAUAUCGUGGAGUUCUCUCAAGACCAACACGGGUCCAGAUUUAUACAACAGAAGUUAGAGAGGGCCACACCUACUGAGAAGCAAAUGGUGUUUAACGAGAUUCUCGGCGCCGCUUAUAAUCUAAUGACUGACGUAUUCGGCAAUUAUGUCAUUCAAAAGUUCUUUGAAUUCGGAACUCCCGAACAAAAGCAGGCGUUGGCGCAGAAAGUGAGGGGUCAUGUGCUUCAGUUGGCGCUCCAGAUGUACGGCUGUCGAGUGAUUCAGAAAGCGCUCGAAUCGAUACCUCAGGACCAGCAGAAGGAUGUGGUGAAGGAGUUGGACGGACACGUCCUCAAGUGUGUCAAAGAUCAAAAUGGCAAUCAUGUCGUACAGAAAUGCAUUGAGUGCGUCGAACCCGUGGCUCUUCAGUUCAUUAUCAGCGCCUUUGCGGGUCAGGUGUACGCGUUGUCGACCCAUCCGUACGGGUGUCGCGUUAUUCAGCGCAUUCUUGAGCACUGCAACGGAGAACAGACCACUUCCAUACUGGAAGAGUUGCACACCAACACCGAGCAGUUGGUUCAGGACCAAUACGGCAAUUAUGUGGUCCAACACGUGUUAGAACACGGGAGACCCGAAGACAAGAACAAAAUCAUUCUAAUGGUCAGAGGAAAGGUCUUAAAUCUGUCGCAACACAAGUUUGCGAGUAAUGUUGUCGAGCGUUGUGUGACACACGCGAGUCGAGCCGAUCGAGCGUUACUUAUCGAAGAAGUCUGUACUUAUAAUGACAGUGCCUUAUAUACAAUGAUGAAAGACCAAUACGCCAAUUACGUGGUCCAGAAGAUGAUAGAAGUGGCCGAAACGCCUCAACGCAAACUACUGCUGCAGAGGAUCCGUCCACAUAUGCCGGCGCUCCGCAAGUAUACGUAUGGCAAACAUAUUUUGGCAAAACUCGAGAAGUUUAUGAUGAAGAAUAGCUCAGAUCUCGGCCCUAUCGGUGCUCCGCCUAAUGGCUCGCUGUAAGUGACGGCGCAUUUGCAUGAAAUGUACGACAAAAUCAUUGUUUAAAAUCUUUGACAAAGCGUUUGAUGUUUUUUCUUCUGUUUUUGAUUUACCCUUUAUUUUCGCUGAUUAUUAUUAUUCGUAUAAUUAUUUUAGAAUCAAUUUUUAACAUUUUAGAUGAGAAACAAAACUUAUAAAUAAUGUAAUAUCUUCUGUAUAACUGUAUUGUAAUUGAAAUUCACUUAUAAUCAACUUAUUUCCAGAGUUCUUGAGAGAGAGCUGCUGUAAAAAUCCUCCUUUCAUUGACGUUUCAAAAACUUGUUGUUAUAUUGAUAUGAAUAGCCAUUUAUAAUGUUAUCGUCAAAAUUCCUUAUUAUUUAAUUUCUCUCAUCGUAUGUGAGAUAUAAAUAUAUAUAUAUAAAUAUAAUAUACCCUAAAAACGAAGCCCUAAUACGCGACUAUAAAUAUGAUAAAUAGUGAAUACAUUUGCUCUGUUAAGUACAGUAUAAAUAUAUACAUAAAUAUAUAUAAAAUAAUUAAUAGACGGGUGCGUAAUGUCUCGGAUAACACGAUAAUAUCGUACCGCAAAAAAUUGACAAUAAUUUUACUUAUAUUUAAUUAUAAAAGCAAAUUAUGAUAAAUCAUGAAUUCUAUAUAAAUAAUGUAUAUACAUAUGAAUAUACAUAUUAUACAUAUUUUCAUUGAAGUUUUCUCUCUAUUCAUUCGGAAUCCAAUUCAAAACACGUCUAAACAAAUGAUUUAAUGAAUUACUCAAAAGAGUUUAAGUAUAAAAACCCUAAUGAAAUAUGCGUCUUAUCCACAGGAGGGAGGGAAGGGGUCCUGCUUUUCAUAUAUGAAAGUAUAUCUAAUGGGCUAAAUAGUGGUGCGUAUUGUCGGCGGGAAUUUAGGGUAAUUUAAUAAUUUAAAAGACUAUAUACUGUAUGCUUAAGACUUAUAUAUAAAUUGUAAUUUUUUCUCAACGAUUUCGAUAUGUAUUAUGAAAUGAAUUCAAUAUAUUAUAUAUUUAACACUAUUUUCAGUACCAAUUAGUAAUUAUUAUUAUUUUAAUCGUUUCGCAAAUUCUCUCUCUU
Molecule: messenger RNA, 3584 nt
Organism: Medioppia subpectinata
Lineage: Eukaryota; Metazoa; Arthropoda; Arachnida; Sarcoptiformes; Oppiidae
Source: the annotation of a GenBank genome assembly